Messenger RNA from Mesorhabditis spiculigera, 1134 nucleotides. NCBI's taxonomy places the organism in Eukaryota, Metazoa, Nematoda, Chromadorea, Rhabditida, Rhabditidae. The record is from the annotation of a GenBank genome assembly.
AUGUUUGCCGACCAAUGGGAUGGACACAAAAAGGUGGUUCAUUUGAUGGAAGAACCGGGUUGUACAGAAGACUUCUCUUCCUUUCUUCGUUUUCUCUACUGUAAUCAUGUCAUUCUACAUCCACAGAAUACUCUACCAAUACUCGUUCUCGCUGACAAAUAUAAUGUUCCAUCCCUGAAAAAGGUAUGCCAAGACUACGCGAUCCACCGAAUUCUCCCGCAUUUAUCGUUGAAAGAACUGUACACAGAAUGGUUCAGCUAUGCAACAAGGGCAUAUCAUCCGCCAAUAAUCCGUGCCUGCAUCUCGUCAAUUGGCCAUCAAUUCGAGACAGUAAUCGGCGAAGAAUGGCAAUCAGAAUGGGAAUCGGCUGAUGCUGAACAGAUCGAACAUAUUUUGAGGCAUAAUUCGCUAAUUGUAUCCAAUGAAUUCAUCGUCUGGAAAGCAGUCCUCCGAUGGUUGAAUUCCCCUUCCCACCCCGAAAGAAGAGAACCGAUUACGGUGGCAAAACUGAUGAAUAACCUACUGCCGUUGAUUAGAUUCCCCUUCAUGUCCGGCGAGGAACUGGCCGAGGUAGAAGAGGGCGAAAUGCCGGAGACAGCCCGUUCCCUCCAUCUACCAUUCGUCAAUUUGGCAUACAAAUAUCAGGCUCAACCGCUGGCUAGGAGGGCUCAGGCAGUCGAAUUCUCCGGCUGUCAAUUCCUGGUCCGCCUGUAUUCUGACGUGCGUUGGACAGCCCGUAUCAUCCUCAGUCGUCAUGAUCUCGACAGUCGUACUCGGCCAGAGAUUAGUUCCUCGUUUAUGACCCGUGCCUCUGCUAUCCAGAAUGAUGGAUGGAAGUGGUCCCUUAAAAUAAUCGGCUCGAAUUACGGUGGUGAUGAAACUAAACGAGUGAUAUUGGUGGCUGAGGAAAUUGAUCAAGCGAGAUCCGUCGAAUACCUGUUUACGAUUUGUGACGAGAGCAAAGUGUUGCGUUCGGUGGCCGGCAGGAAGAAUUUCACAAAGUCGAGAGAUUCAACAGAGCUGAGCCUGAAGCACAAAGGAGCCGAGUUGCCGUUCCACGAGGUAAUCCGCGACCCGUCCCUUUUCGUCGAUGCAAAUGAAUUGCAUAUCCAACUGAUGCUCAAACCUAUCGAA